Messenger RNA from Triplophysa dalaica, 3311 nucleotides. It is a transcript of the gene entrep2, whose product is annotated as family with sequence similarity 189 member A1. The coding region runs from base 491 to 2779 and encodes 762 amino acids. The record is from RefSeq and is a predicted model, not a curated record. Gene Ontology annotation, cellular component: membrane. The transcript has 12 exons. NCBI's taxonomy places the organism in Eukaryota, Metazoa, Chordata, Actinopteri, Cypriniformes, Nemacheilidae.
AGCACACAGACUCGAGAGAAAAUAACUGCCGUCGGACGCAAUCCGUAAAUCACCGGACACGCGAAGUCCGAAUAUAUAUAUAUAUAACGUUAUAUAUUAAGUUUGUUCUUUUACAAAGCGAAUACUAAACGUAUUCUGUCACAGAGGCGACUCGUGAGAGAUUUAAUUUCAGGUUCUGAUGGAUCACAUGCCCAUACGUUACCUAUCAGCGUUUACGCGAUGUUUCGUCGAUCUCCUCGGAAUGAUUUUGGAUAGCGGUUAUUAGACACCCGCAGAAAACGGCGCACUUCUCCUCAGAACAGCGCGAGCAGGACAUAUAUUUCAGCAUGAGAGACCUCGUGUAACGGUUAGGAUGCUCUGCGCGUCUUGGCAACCUGUAAUGAAUUCGUCUUUAUAUCGUGGAAGCGACUGAAUCCAGAGGUGUCCUGUACUCCGAAGAGCGCAGAUUUCACUGAAGUUUUGCUGUAUUUAAAACAUUGUACUCGUUGUCAUGCCUGUCAGUGCGAUGCCGAGGGCUCGGUCUCUGAGCCCGGUGUCUCUGUCCCGCAGCCUCUCCCGACUGAGGGAGUUUCGGACCCGGACUCGCAUCAUGCUUUCUCUGGGAGUUUCACAGAUGGUGCUCGGGAGUCUUAUUUUGGCUGUCAGUUUCGCCGCUUUGGCCCUUACCACUUCUCCCAGGGUCAGACAUUCCUGCCCCUUUUGGGCCGGAUUCUCGGUGCUUUUGUCUGGGCUGAUUGGAGUGGUGUCGUGGAAAAGGCCCCUUUCUUUGGUGAUCACUUUCUUCAUGCUGUUGUCUGCUGUGUGUGUGAUGCUGAACCUCGCUGGAGCCAUCCUGUCCUGUCAGAACGCCCAGCUGGUCAACUCUCUGGAGGACUGUCAGCUGAUCAAAUUUGACAGUGAUGGUGUUUGUGUCUGUUGUGAGCUUGAGCACCUGAGAUCCACCUGUAAUAAUCUGGGAGAGACACUUAAACUCAACCCGCUGAGGGACUGCAACACCAUACGCCUCCGACUGAAGGAGCUGCUUUUUAGCGUGUGUGCGCUGAAUGUUAUCUCCACCAUUGUGUGUGCUCUGGCCACAGCCGUGUGCUGUAUGCAAAUGGUUUCUACUGAUUUACUACAGAUGUUUAUGCCACACAGAGCAAGAGCUUUGAGUGCGGACUGUAUGACCCCUCACGGUACCAUCUUACAUCAGACACUGGACUUCGAUGAGUUCAUCCCACCCAUCCCUCCUCCCCCCUACUACCCUCCAGAGUACACCUGCACACCCAUGAUGGAGGGCCAGAGAGGGUUGCAUCUGGAUUUUCCACACUCUCCCUUCAGUGCCAUUUAUGGAGUACCUAUUAACAGCCCUGGAACUCUGUAUCCAUCCGAGCUACCACCACCAUAUGAAUCUGUCGUGGGACUGACACCUGCUAGUCAGAUCACCACCAGUCUUGAACAACAGGCCACUGAGUCAAGUCUCUGUGACAGGAACACCACAGCUAGCAUUAGCACUCAGGCCUCCGUUGAUAGUACUUCCCUCAUGGUGUCAGAAACUGCAGACAUCCCUGAUCACAGUUCAUCUGAAGAUCUGUGUUCUCUAGAGGUCCAGGGCUCUGAUUCCUCUCCAUAUGGCCCAUUACCCGUCGUAGCGACUGACGGCAGCUGCACAAGCUUGGAACACAGCACCCGCUUUAACCUGAGGAGACAGGCCCGUGUCCGCUUUGACUACUGCGAGUCUUCUGUCGUGCAGGAUUCGAAGCCCCAGUCACCCCAAUUGUCACCUGAUGCUGUCAGUGGCCUUGAAAAGGAGGAGAAUACAAGUCUGCAAUCCAAGUCUCGAACACAGCACAGAGAAAGAACCAAUAAGAAGCUAACCCUCCUUUUUCCUUCAAACGCUCCAUGCUCCAGUGCUUCCAAUUCUGCAGUGACUUCCGCUGCAGGGGCAAUUUCUGCACUUACACCCUCUGCCUGCACCUCCCCAUCACCCACCGGUCAGCUGCGGGGUACCCGACUAUGCUUCAGCAUCUGGUCCCCAUCUGCCUCUUCCUCUGUGGCUCCACAGCCAAAUGCUACCUCUGUCCUCAGCAGCUCAAGCCCCCAUGAGCGUCCACGCACGCUGCGUGCCACCAGAGGGUACAGGAAACUUGCGAGGAUUGUGCGCUCCACUAGUGAACCAUUGUCCUGUACUUCCAUAUCUAGAAGUGAUCGCUGUGCUGCUAACCAUCCACCCGAGGACUCCCCACAGACCCCCUGUGAUCAAGCAUGCAUGGAGCUCUCUGAGAACGUCCGACCGCCAUCUGCCAAACAUGGCAGCCAAGGGGGAAAGAAACAGAAGGAUGUUAAAUCUGACACACGACUCAAACCUCACCUCCAUGUUUCACCAUCAUCAGAGCGACCACAAUCUCUUGCAGACCUCAAAACUUACAAAGACACCAAAGUGCUGGUGGCAAAAUUCCUGGAGCACUCUAGCUGCACUCUACCUCCAGAGGUUCAGCAGGUGGUCAACAGCAUUAAAUGUGUUAUUAAAUCUGAUGAGAAACACAUGGAGGAGGCCAUUUUCAGCGCCAGUAUUAUUGAUCAGUUAAUGACACAGUCCGAGAAGAUCAAGGGCAGCCCAAGGAAGCUUGCUCAUGGAGACCUGCAUUUACAGAGCUGUGGAGCUUUGAGUUCCCCGUCCUCAUCCUUGCGCCGUUCACCUCGAGCAACCAGACAGAGGGAUGUCCCUACUACGCUGGAUCAUCAAUCGCCACAUCACCCUCAAAGCCUCAUCAGUGUUUGCAGAGAAACUACACUCUGACCCCCUGGACCAGAACACCUUUUCCCUUAUAAUACUCUGAACAUGUGCCAAGGCCAAAUCCUAAAUCACAUCAGCAGAAACUGUAGCUCUUGAAACAACAGCAAGUCAAUGUGGAGCUAAUGUUCCUCAUAUGAUAAAAAAACAAGGUUCUAAAAAAGAAACACUAGAGUGUUUACCUGCAGGGGUAUAUAUUUUUAUUUUAAUGUCAGAAAAAAGUAAAAUAUUUGUUAGAAUUAAAACUGAUGAAUUUGCUAGUGUAUUAAAUAGAAGACUGGGUAUGUAGUGGACCAAAGGAGAGCCGAUGGAUUUACCUCUUCAUGAAACUGUCUAUUUGAUUAUACAAACAUUAAAAUACACAUUUUCUGCAAACAUUGUUAAAUAUUGGAUAUAUUUGGUCAUUGUGUGCCACUGCAGGGCAGAUAACUUUAUGAAGCUGGAUUAUUCAGUUUACCUCAGUGUGUUAUUUUUAUUUUCAGUGUUGCAAAAUAAAAAUGUGUCUGUUUGUAUUUUUCCUCAAUGGACUGCUUUUAUA